UAGCUGCAACUUCAGGAUCUGGGAAAACAUUGCUGUCGGGACCCGGCAGUCGGUUCCUCACUUUGAAGUGCGCUGCUCCAGCCUGUCGGCUCAGUUGGUGUUGGAGUCGCCUACAGGAGAGACCUACCAUGCGGCAUUGCAGCCUGAAACCAUAGGGAGGAGAAAAGGAGGAGGGAGAAAAGCGGUAUUUUUUCCUCUCGAGUGCAUUUUUCUCUCCGUAAACCGACUCAAUCCUGAACGGACUGUAUGUGGACGCGUCGCGGAGACGAGUACUGUGGAUUAUAUGCGUUUUUUGUGGAUAAAAAAAACAACUGGAGUUUAAUUUGAGGAGAGAACUCGUGGAUCGAUGAGAGAAGACGGGCAGCCAGAGAGAAGCUCCCCCGCUGACAUAAGAGAGUGAGGAGAUUACAGUAGAAGCUCAGAGGCGAACAACACACAGGCUCUCUCCUGCUGCCUUCACAGCCAUGAGCCGGGCGCUCAUGGCCCAUAUCGCCAGUAGUUUCCGAGAAGAUGCUCCUCGACCCCCGGUGCCGGGGGAGGAGGGCAAGGCGCCCUGCUACCCCGGCAAACUCGCGAUGAUAAAACCCGUGGAACUCCCCAAAUCGGUUUUUCUCGGCUCUCCGGGAUCCUCUGCACGGAGGAACGAGGAUGGUCUAGGGGAGCCGGAGGGAAGUGCCUCCCCGGAUUCACCGCUUUCUCGGUGGACAAAGUCUUUGCACUCUCUCCUCGGGGACCAGGACGGUGCUCUUCUUUUUAGGACAUUCCUGGAGCGGGAGAAAUGUGUCGAUACUUUAGACUUCUGGUUCGCCUGCAAUGGAUUCAGGCAAAUGGACCUCAAGGAUACCAAAACGCAGAGAGUCGCCAAAGCUAUUUACAAGCGCUACAUCGAAAACAACAGCAUUGUCGCACAACAGCUCAAGCCCGCGACUAAGACCUUCAUACGGGAUAAUAUCAAGAAGCUACACAUAGACUCUGCGAUGUUCGACCAGGCGCAGACAGAGAUCCAAACCAACAUGGAGGAGAAUGCGUACCAGAUGUUUUUGACCUCUGACAUUUACCUCGAGUACGUGAGGACUGGGGGAGAAAACCCGAAUCACGUCAGCUCCAACGGGCUGGGCGACCUGAAAGUUGUUUGUGGAUACCUGCCCACACUGAAUGAAGAGGAGGAGUGGAGUUGUGAUUUCAAAGCCAAAGUGCUGGUUGGAUUGUCAGCGAAGAGGUCGACUGUGUCCAUGAGGGCGGUGGAGGUGAUGGAGAGGGGAUACAGAUCCUACAAGAGAGGAGACUCGAUCAACCCCUGCCACGCCGGCUCUUUCGCCCCCGUCAGCAGCACCAACGACAGCGAGGUGUCCAGUGACGCUUUGACGGACGACGCUAUGUCCGUGACUGACAGCAGUGUAGAUGGCAUCCCUCCGUAUAAACUGGGCUCAAAGAAGCAGCUACAGAGGGAGAUGCAGCGCAACAUGAGGAUGAACAGCCAAGUCUCUCUGCCUGCUUUCCCUCGGACGCGCCGUCCUCCCAAGGAGAUGGUGCCGAUGGAGCCGUCGGCGUUCGCAGCCCAGCUCAUCUCCCGCCUGGAGAGCCUGAAGAGGAAGCAGGACACGCUCAGCUCUCUGGAGGAGAAGCUGCAGCAGAUUCAGGAGGAGGAGGAAAAAGACGACACGGAGAUCACGGGAAGUGCUCCCCAGCUCUCCCCCCACCCCCUCACCCUCCUCCCUGGCUCCUCUGAUGAGGACCCCCAGGCGAUUCUGGACGAACACCUGUCUCGCGUGCUGAAGACCCCCGGCUGCCAGUCUCCCGCCGUCAUCCGACACUCGCCUCGCUCCAGCUCCCCGGAGCACGGGCCCCUCACACGGGCUGGUUUUGGGAUCAAGUCGCCCUCCAGUCCCGACCAAGGGGCCAUCACUCUGUCCCUGGGCCCCGGCAGGACCCUCAUAAGCAGGCAGAGCACCAAACACAUCCACCACCACUACAUCCACCACCACGGCAGCCCCAAGAGCACCGAGCAGAUCGAGAGGGAGGCGGCCCUCAGGGUGCACGGCCUGUGCUCCAGCGGUGGGGAGGGCCAGCCUUACCAGCGCAGCCGCAGCCUGGGCAGAGAGAUGUGCGGAGCCGCCUCAGCAGACAGCAGCGUGGGGCGUUCCAGCUCUCUCUCCAGGCGUGUGUGUCGCUCAGGGGUCGAGGAUGGAGGAGCAGAGAGGUGUCUGGAGGACUGUGGGCCCUCGCAGCUGCCCAGCGACACGGCAGAUCCCGCCCAGAACGUGCUACAGUGGAUCCUGGAGAGUAAACGGCAAGGCAGGCACAAGUCUCACAGCAACCAGAGCACCAAGAAACCCUUUAGCGGCUCCUCUGCACAGACGCACACGUGGGGCGGUGGCGGAAGCUGUGGUCACCUACGGAGCCACCAGCCAGCACAGCCAUUCAUCCAGGACCCUGCAAUGCCCCCUCUGCCCCCUCCCAACACUCUGGCCCAGCUGGAAGAGGCCUGCCGCAGACUGGAGGAGGUCUCCACCAAGACCACCAAGCAAAGGCAUCCAACGUCCAGUCUCCAGCAAGAGAAGAGCCACCUAGUGCCUGUCCAGGGAGAGGUCUCCGUCCCGCUGUCCCAAGCCAAUCCCAGCCCUGCGAGCCAACUCACAGCCAGCCCCGGCCUCCAAUCAGAAGAGACAAAGGAGUGUAAAAAGAGUUUAGGAGGCGAGACAGUGGUGACGUAUUUCUUCUGCGGCGAGGAGAUCCCCUACCGGAGGAACAUGAAGAGCCACUCUCUCACCCUGGGCCACUUCAAGGAGCAACUCCGCAAGAAGGGCAACUACAGGUACUACUUUAAGAAGGCGAGCGACGAGUUUGAGUGCGGAGCCGUGUUUGAGGAGGUUUCAGACGACAGCUCCCUGCUGCCCACGUACCAGGGCAAGAUCCUUGGCAAGGUGGAGGGGAUGGACUGAGACCUUGUGGAUUAUCUGGACACUUUACACCUCAAUGGAUGUACUCCCUUCAUAUUCUCACAAACUUAGAAUAGGUGUCCUUUAAGCUAAGACUGGAGACGUUGAAGGAAUGUCUCGGGCAGAUGGACAGUAAAGGAAGGACAUGUUGUCGCUAUCACAGGACUAUCAUGUGAACAGCCCGCUCUGAAGUGAAGAAAAUAAAAGAUUGGACUGAAAUGUCUCUGUGUCUCCAGAAGAGGAGACUCAAGAGACUCUAGGUGAAUGACCACUCCUCAAAGAAGCGGGGCGGUGGGUUAAAAAUUGAGACUGACGUCCUACCUGCCCGUGCUAGCAUCUGCUCACUAGCACAGCGCUAAUAUGUAUAUGCAGAUACAUGUACAUGGCAUUGUAUUGUGAUGCUUGUAUUGCUGUGUUAAGAUUUCUAUUGCUAUUUAUUGGAAAUAUCCCCGCCCCCACACUUUUGUUCCUCCAUGGACAAGCUGCUUCGAGUUGGAGAAACUUCUCCGAUUGUCCACACCCGUGUUUUUUUCCCCCUUCCGAGCAUCAGUUGUCAAAGCAAAGGAAAUGGGGUUUUAUUCAUUUUCUGCCCCUCAUAUUGAACUGUAAACUUUAAAAAAAAAUACCUCUUCAAAAUAUCCACUCCUGUUCCUGGAGAUUUAGCGGGUCAUCAUCUGUGAUCUCUUGGCUGGAGAGCUUACUGCUGAAGCUUUGAGAAAUGGCUCUCGCUUAAAGUCCGAUAAUAUAUUUACUACUGCAGUGCUAUUUGUGGCCGUGUCCCCAUCUGCUCUGACUGUACUAUGAAACAAAAAAAAAAGGAAGAAAAAUGUUUAAUUCCCAACUCUGGGAUUGUUCCCAGUUAGCCUUGAUCUGUCGCGUCUUAGUGCCUUUGUUUCAGUGGCGCAGGCAUCGCACAAAUAGCCUACGUAUUUACUAAGAGGAAGCUGCCCUGAACAGGUCCUAAAGUCCCCAAAAUGUGUUUACACCAAUAUUAAUAUUUACCAACAAAUAGCUCUAUAAUGUGCCCCCCCAACGUGCAUACCUAUGUGAUUGUGUGACUGAGUAGAGUAGUGUUACUCUGUGUGUAUCUGAAAGCUGCACUAUGAGCUGCAGAGGAUCAUUCUGGUGGUGAUAUACACUAUGCCCAUAGUGUUUUAAAUGAGUACAGUAGCUGUGCCUACAUGGAUUCUUGCCGUGUUUUACCCAGUUUUCAGGGUCUUAUUACUCCCUUGGUUUUUACAAGGGGCCUUAUGUUGAAAAGAUAUUUUUAUGCCUUUUAGUAUCCGUUUCCUCAUGUUUAUGUUUUAUAAUAUUUUCCAUGGCUUCCUUGGCUCCACUUGUAAACUGUAAAUUAUGCGUUCUAUAGAGCUCAGUUCAAAAGAUGCCUCGGUACUUUAAUUAUUGUAAUUAUGAAGAGAUGUAGCCUUUAUUAAAAUGUUCUAUUUUUCAAAUUAUCAAA
Messenger RNA from Eleginops maclovinus (Patagonian blennie), 4398 nucleotides. It is a transcript of the gene axin2, whose product is annotated as axin 2 (conductin, axil). The transcript is spliced from 12 exons. Gene Ontology annotation, molecular function: beta-catenin binding; ubiquitin protein ligase binding; molecular adaptor activity. Gene Ontology annotation, cellular component: beta-catenin destruction complex; nucleus; plasma membrane. Lineage: Eukaryota; Metazoa; Chordata; Actinopteri; Perciformes; Eleginopidae. Gene Ontology annotation, biological process: regulation of centromeric sister chromatid cohesion; cell development; positive regulation of protein kinase activity. Bases 465 to 2942 code for a protein of 825 amino acids. The record is from RefSeq and is a predicted model, not a curated record.